AUGUUGCAAAACCAUCAACAAGAAUCCACACAACAAGACAGCACCAUCAAUACUACUUCUAUAGAAAAUCGACAAAAUAUUUCCUUCACUCAGGAAUGCUUUGAAAGAAUUAGACAAUUACCAGUGCAAUUAUCGAGGGAUACAUUUGACUUGAUUCAUUCACGAGUGAAGAGUUUCAUAUUCUCUAUCAUUAUAGAAUCGGAAGAGGAUAGGAAUGAACGUAAAAAUCUUGUGCAUACCCUAUCGAUGGUUUGCAAAGAAUGGAGACAAUUAUUGAAGGAUUUAAUUAAAUAUAAAUUCUUGAUCGGAUUUGAUGUUCAUAGAAUGACAGUGAUAGGAAAUAAAUUUGAUGGAUUUGUGGUAUGUUUAAUUCGAUUUUGGAACAUUUGUAUUGUUAACAAUUUAAUGAUUCAGUUUGCACCAGUAAAAGGUAUUAAACAAAGAUUUUUAAUUAUAGGAAAUGAAGAAAAUAGAAGAGUUGGAUUUUUCCAAGCUGCCUUGUCAUCCUUUGGAUUGCCACCAGGAGAAUGUGUUACUUGGGAAAUGUUACUCUCAACUGGAAUAGUCAACCCACAUAAUCAUCAAAUUAAUGUGGUUGAUAAUAAUCAAAUUGCACCAAUUGAUUGGCAACAAAUCAUUGACAAGAUGAAGAGAAAAUAUUUCAAACAAACAGGAGAAGAAUUGGAAACUGGGGAUAUUGUUGUGAGAAUUGACUCACCAGGUGAAAAUUUCUUUGUGGAAAGAGGUUUAUUAUCAUUGGGAUGUGAAGGUAUAAACCAAGAAGAGUUUGGAACUAGAGUGAGCGAGUAUGAUAUCAAUAAUAUUCUGGCCUUUGAUUUGGGGCAAGUAAGAUAUGUGAGACAAUGGUAUCUUGGCUUUAUUAAUGCUCUGGAACAACUUUUUGAUAUCCUUCGAGGACAUGGUAUCAGACAAUUUUCAAGCACUCUAGAUGAGAUUUCAUCAACAUUUGAUAAGAGAAUGUGUCACUCUCUGUUGGUAAAACAUGGAAUUCCUGUUCCAAGAGGGUUUUAUAAUGUAAGAAAUUAUGACGAAAUGGUAGAAGUCAUGAAAAGCAACAAUAUGAAUAGAGUAUUUGUAAAAUUAGCUCAUGGAAGUUCAGCAAGUGGUGUCAUUGCCUAUUGUUUUGUUGAGCAGAGGAUUAUAGGAUCUACCGAGACAGUAUUCAAAGAGUUGGCAACCACCUCUUCUGAACUAGUUAGAGAUAGAAACUUCCCUCAAUACUUUAAAGUUUACAAUUCAUUGAGAAUAAGACGAUACACAAAGAAUGAGGAUAUUAAGCAAGUAAUAGAUUUUGUAUUGGCUGAGGGAGCUAUUGUUGAGGAGUGGGUUGAAAAAGCCGAUUAUAUGGGUCGUGGUAAUUUCGAUCUGAGAAUUGUAGUUGUAGGCGGAAAAAUUAUGAAUUUCGUUGUAAGAACUUCCAGAAAUCCAAUGACCAAUUUACAUUUAGGAAAUAAGAGAGGAGAAUGUGAUGACUUUUUAAGGUUACUUGAAUAUAAGGCUCCUGGGUCGUGGGAUAAGGUGAAAGUUACUUGCGAGAGCAUUGCUAAUGAAUGCUUUCCAAACUCAUUAUGUUUGGGUGUUGAUUUGAUGUUUUCUGAGAAUUUCCAAGAGCACUUUAUUGUUGAAGUCAAUGGAUUUGGUGAUUUGAUUCCAAGAAUUUACUUUGAUAAUCUCGAUACCUAUCAAACCCAAGUAAGGGAAUCAAUCGAAAGGUACAUAAUUAAGGAACAAAUUACUCAUACCAUGCUAGAUGAUGAUGAUGAUGUAGAAUAA
Molecule: messenger RNA, 1794 nt
Organism: Naegleria gruberi
Lineage: Eukaryota; Heterolobosea; Eutetramitea; Acrasida; Naegleriidae
Exons: 2
Coding region: 1-1794 (597 amino acids)
Biological process (GO): C-terminal protein amino acid modification; SOS response
Cellular component (GO): cytoplasm
Molecular function (GO): ribosomal S6-glutamic acid ligase activity
Source: RefSeq, a predicted model, not a curated record